This is a messenger RNA of Uranotaenia lowii, 1393 nucleotides long. It is a transcript of the gene Ubc4, whose product is annotated as ubiquitin-conjugating enzyme E2-22 kDa. NCBI's taxonomy places the organism in Eukaryota, Metazoa, Arthropoda, Insecta, Diptera, Culicidae. Gene Ontology annotation, molecular function: protein binding; ubiquitin conjugating enzyme activity. The transcript is spliced from 3 exons. Gene Ontology annotation, biological process: protein polyubiquitination; proteasome-mediated ubiquitin-dependent protein catabolic process. Gene Ontology annotation, cellular component: nucleus. The record is from RefSeq and is a predicted model, not a curated record. Bases 448 to 1047 code for a protein of 199 amino acids.
UCAUGACAAUUUUAGCGUUUUUGAAAAAUCAGGACGGCCUCUCAAAAAUCAGGACAAAUCCUGAAAAAUCAGAACACCUGACACCCCUGAAUGAGUGCUGUGCUCAAAUGUCAAAUGUCUCGGAGUGUUUUUCUUUUCUGUUUUACAAACGUGAGUGCCGUUCUAAUUUCUGGGGCCGCGUUUGUGAAUAAAGAACACAAAUUUUGCUGUCAUCUUUUUUUAUCAUUGCCAAUUAACUGGUCCAAGUUUGUCAAUUCAUUGCCGCACAAUCUCAUUGUGUUGUUCCAAGCAGAACGCUGUUUAUUGUAAUCAAUAAAGGAGCAUUUUGUAGUCCAGAAAUAUCGAUAGUUUGCCAAUUAAAAAAAAAUACAGGUGCGGCACCUAAGCAAAAUUGCAGAAACCCAUUCCCCGGAUCAAAGCAAAACAUCAGCAUCCAGUUGAGGUAAAAUGGCGAAUAUGGCAGUAUCCCGAAUUAAGCGAGAAUUUAAAGAAGUUCUCAAAAGUGAAGAAAUUGUACAGUGUUCAAUAAAAUUAGACAUUGUGAAUGAUAAUUUCACUGAACUGCGCGGAGAAAUAGCCGGCCCCCCAGAUACGCCAUAUGAAGGAGGCAAAUUUCUGCUCGAAAUUAAAGUUCCCGAAACUUAUCCUUUCAAUCCGCCGAAGGUGAAAUUCAUCACAAAAAUAUGGCAUCCAAAUAUUUCAUCGGUCACAGGCGCUAUCUGCUUAGACAUUCUAAAAGACAAUUGGGCCGCGGCUAUGACUCUUCGAACGGUGUUACUUUCAUUGCAGGCUUUGCUGGCAGCAGCUGAACCGGAUGAUCCACAGGAUGCCGUGGUUGCUACUCAGUAUAAGGAUAACCAUGAAAUGUUUAUACUAACCGCCAAACACUGGACGAAUGCAUAUGCUGGUGGCCCAUGUCGAAACACAGACUUCGAUCAGAAAGUUCAACGACUCCGUGAUAUGGGUGUAGCCGAUUUUGAUGCUCGAGCUGCUCUCUCGAGGCACAACUGGCACUUGGAACGUGCAUCUGAGCAGUUGUUUAGUUAGUUCUCGUAGUUGUCUCUAGCUCAGAAGCAUACUUCACGAAGUUGCUGUUCCCGACUUGUGCGCAGUACCGUUUGUUUUAAAUAUUUCUUUUAUGCUUUUUGGUUUGUUAUGAAUGCCUACCCACAUGAAGCGAAAAUAAAAUAUAACUGAGGGAUUGAUCAAACUCGUAGUAAUAUAAAUUUCGAGAGUUGCUUUUAUCAAAAGAUACAUCAGUUUUCGCUAUCUAUAGCAUUGUUUCAUAAAAGACAAACAAAAUACUACCACUAAAGAGCUUGUGUUGUAGGAGAAUGGUGAUAUCAUUAAGAUGUAAUGGAAAAUACUGAAAAUAUAACAUUUUCCACACUCA